UGGAGGCGGCGGCGCGGCCUGCAGUGUACACCGCCUGUCACAGACACGCGUCUAUCGCUCGCUCGACUUGACGACCACCCGCAUCCUAGACGGCGUCGCUCAUCUCGUCACACGGAACCUCAGGCACCAUCUUAGCCUUUUCGUCUUUUUAAUCGAACGGAUAUAGCCGCGUUCUUUUUUUUCCUGACACCGUUACGUUUAUUGCGUACGACAAUGACAGAGUGCGCUGGACGCGGACGCUGGCUGACGGCCGUCGCGUGGCUGCUGACAGCGGCGACCGGCGUCGCCGGCUUCAACGUGGAUACGGAGCACAUGGUGCGCUUCCGAGGUACCAGGGGCUCCAUGUUCGGCUUCAGCGUCGCCGAGCACCGAGACCGCCAGGGAAACUGGGUGCUGGUCGGCGCGCCCAAGGCGGACACGUCGCAGUUCCAGCUCGGUGUGACGGAGGGCGGCGCCGUCUUCCGCUGCGACGUUCGCUCCGACGGCUACUGCCAGCCACUGCCCUUCGACAGGCACGGUAACAACAAGAACUCAUCGGGAAUGGACAUCGACAGGAAGUCACACCAGUGGUUCGGCGCCACCGUACACAGCUCUGGCGACGGUGCCAUCGUGGCGUGCGCGCCGCGGUACGUGUUCUUCCCGCCGACGGCGCCAGAGCCCUUCGAGGACCCUGUGGGCACGUGCUACGUGGCCAGGGACGAGUUCCGCCGCAUCACCGAGUACGCGCCCUGCCGCACCAGUGAAUGGGGUUACCAUCGACAAGGAUACUGUCAGGCUGGUUUCAGUGCAUGUUUGUCAAAGGAUGGAGAUCGUGUGUUCAUAGGAGCACCAGGCAGUUGGUAUUGGCAAGGAAGGCUGUACUCCGUUAAUGCAUAUGCAUCUUUAAAAUGGUCUCAUACAGUCUACAACUUCUCAUAUCCCCCAGGGCAGGUUUACUCACAGAGUCUAUAUAAUCGACCUGAUGUUAUUAGUACCCCUGAAGGUCCAAAACAGUCAGAUGAUUCUUACCUUGGAUAUUCGGUGGCUACUGGUGAUUUCACCGGGGAUGGAACCAGUGGUGCUGCUGUUGGUAUGCCACGAGGGAACAGACUAGUUGGAAAGGUCAUCUUGUAUUCAUCAUUCCUGCAAAAAGUUGGGGAGUUCACUGGUGAACAGAUGGGUGCAUACUUUGGGUAUGCACUUUGUGUAUCAGAUAUGGAUGGUGACAAAACUGAUGAUCUCGUUGUUGGUGCACCCCUCUACACUCACCUUCAAAAUAAUGAAGGAAAAUAUGAAACUGGCCGUAUCUACGUAAUCUACCAAAAAAAGGGAACGAACAGGUUUGCCACUCAUCAUUGGCGUGAUGGUGUAAAUUCUAAAUCACGAUUUGGCCUUUCUUUAGCAUCAGUUGGAGAUCUCAAUAAAGAUGGAUAUGGAGACAUUGCUGUUGGAGCUCCUUACGAUGGCCUGAAAGGUGGUGGUGCUGUGUACAUAUACCAUGGAUCAGCUACUGGCAUUAUGAAAGAAGCAUCACAAGUUAUAUUUGGAGAAAGUAUCUAUAGUCAGAUAACAACAUUUGGAUUUUCACUUUCUGGCGGAAUUGACCUGGACGGCAAUCAGUAUCCUGACAUAGUGGUUGGUGCAUAUGAUGCUGAUACAGCUAUUUUCUUCAAAUCAAGGCCAGUAAUACUCAUGGAUGCUGAAGUUACAAUUGGUCCAGAAUCAAAACUCAUAAGCCUUGAUGAGAAAAACUGCACUCUUCGAGAUGGUACACUAACCACAUGUACCACAGUCACAGCCUGUUUCGAGUACAGUGGAAUUGGUGUCAAUCCAGAACAUGAAUUUGAAAUUCAGCUUAUACUGGAUGCAAAGAAAAUGAAAAGUCCUCGAUUAUUUUUUCAUCGGAAUGAAGGAAAACAUAUGAAGAACUUCACUGCAACUCUGAACAAUAAUUCUAAAUACUGUAAAAGUCAUGUAGUUUAUAUCAAGCCUGGUAUAAGAGACAAACUUUCGCCAUUGGAAGUGGAAGUAAAAUAUAAUACAAAGUAUAGUAAACAAAGAGUCCAGCGUUCUUUGACACCAGUUCUUGACCAGCAUAAACCACUCUCAGAGCAUGAUUUUGUCAGUAUCCAAAAGAAUUGUGGCCCUGAUAAUAUUUGCAUACCAAAUCUCAUUCUUGAUGGUUUUCCAACUGUUACCAAAUACCUUCUUGGAUCAAAUGAAAGGUUAGAGUUGGAAGUCAAGAUUCUCAAUACUGGAGAAGAUGCAUUUGAAGCCACUUAUAACUUGAAGAUUCCACCUGGUCUUAAUUACAGUAAAAUAGAGCGCAUUGAUAAAAAUGAGCGUGAAAUUCCAGUCCUGUGUUCUGCUCCAUCUUUACAAAACAAUUACACUCUAAAAUGUGAUAUUGGCAACCCUUUACCCAGCAACAAGCCGCUACAUUUCAAAGUCCAUCUACAACCAUUCUAUAAGGAGGACCUGAAGUCACAAUAUGAAUUUGUAAUGGAGGUGAACAGCACAAAUCCAGAAGAGUCGAGCUCUACACUUGAUAAUGUGAUACGUUUUGAAGUUCCCAUAUCUAUAAGGACUGGGGUCUCUAUUAUAGGGGUGUCUAGUCCACAAGAAUUGUAUUACAAUACUACAGGAUACAAUGUUGUUAAUGUAACACGAGAAUCAGAAAUUGGACCUCAGCUAACACACACUUAUACUGUAAUCAACAAUGGACCAGCUGACAUUGUAGAGGCUGACCUGUACAUUCUGUGGCCCAUGUACACACUGGCAGGUGACCCUUUUUUCUACAUCCUGGAACAGCCUGAAGUUACAGGCCCUGUCGUCUGUGAGAAGUUGGAGGAGGUAAAUUCACUGCAGCUAAAGAUUGAGCAGAAGAAAAAAGGUAUAGCAGCAGCUUCUCAUCAUUCACAAUAUGGAACAGUGGAAGUGGAAGGCAGCUCAGCUUCAGGAAAAAAGAGCACAGAGAAAUAUCACAAAACAUCGAGCACCAGUACUCAUUAUGAGACUUUCAGUAAUGGUUCACAUCAAAGCAGAACUCAGAUACAAGGAAGUAGUGGAAGCCUAGAAGAGAAGCAUAUACAGAAGGCUGGUGAUAUUUUAGAACCCAGAAAAAGUGAUUUCAUGGGCAGUGAGAAACAUAAUCAACACACAAGUGAUAGUAAAAAUGUUAGUACUGGUGAAUCUGGAGCUGUUUAUUCGAAGAGUUGGGGUGGUCUUGUACCACACAGUGAAACACUGCAGGAAGGUAGUGCUGGUCGCCAUGAAAGUUACAAUAAAACAUCUCAUUAUGGACUGGGUGACAAAAUAGGGAAACAUAAAAAGAAGAUACAUACUUCUCACAACUACUCAGUCACUUGGAGAGAGAAUGACAAACCAGUACAUCACUAUAAAAAUUAUAGUUUCACUACUUCUGAUGAUACUGGGUCCUCCUCUGCACAGUGGUCAAGUGAUGAUCAUGAUGAUGGCGAUGAUACUUACGAUUUUUCGGAUGGAGCAAAUAACUCUUCUAGCACAUUUCAUAAAUUCACAUCAUCCUCUUCAUAUCAUUCCCUUAACAAUGGAUCUGCUCUUGCAGGUGACAGUCAUAUUGAUGAAGGAGCACAUGAAUCUGAGAGUGGAAUCCGGUUUAUCCCUGCAUGGCAACUUGCAGGAGGAAAGCCCACUCCAUCACCUGAUAAUUUUGAGGGAACUUUGCUUCAUGGUUCCACAGCCUCUGAUGGUCAGCUGAGGCACUAUUGGGUUAACAGCGGCUCAAACACAGUUCUUCAGCAGGGAAAACGUACCAAUUUGAAUGAUUCAAGUGGCUCACAACAUGAGGUACAAGGAGGCAGCUCAUAUUAUUAUCCAUCUCCAGAAGUGAGAGGAGGUAUGACUCAAAGCAGCAUAGAAUACAGUGCAACUAGCAAUGAAGAUAAUGGGAGUGGUGUGAAACAGUAUAUUUCUCGCCAGUGGAGUAGUAACCAUCCAGGAGCUACCAUUCACUGGGAAGAACAACACAAGAGUACAGCUGAUGGAGAGCAAGAUUAUGAUGAAGAGAAAGCUGAAGAAGAAGAAGAAGAUGAUGAGGAUGAUGAGGAUGAUUAUUAUGAUGACGGAUCUGAAUAUACAGAAACAUACAGCUCUCAGAAGAAAACCAUCACUGCACAUCGAACUCCUUAUCAGCAAGAUAGAGCAGUGCCUUAUGGUAGGCACAAAAGGGACCUGCAAGCAGAUACUGACUUCGAUCAGCUGCUUCAGUGUAAUUCCACAAACUGUGUACGACUAAAGUGUGUAAUCAAGAAAUUUACCAAAGAUCAGGAAGUGAACAUACAGAUACGCUCUCGAGCAUGGGUACAAACACUUAAGAAGGUGGCUUCAAACAAACGACUUCGUGUAUCUUCACUGUUAGCAAUGCAAGUUACUCAACUGCCCUACAUUGGCAAGCCAUAUCGUCCUAUCAUUCGAAGUGAAGAAGUAUUUACUGAUGCUAUAUCAACAGAUGUACCCACAAAGCCAGAGAUUGUGCCUUUGUGGGUUGUAGUUUUGUCUGCAUGUGCCGGUGUUCUUAUAUUGCUGCUGUUAAUACUGUUGCUUUGGAAGUGUGGCUUCUUCAAGAGGAACAGACCAAGUGACACACCAGAGAAAGAACCAUUGAAUCGUAAUGGUCAUUACUCUAAUGGUGAUGAAGCGCUGUGAAGGAUAGAAACAGAAGACAAGUAACCUGUUUUCUGUACCAGUUGUGGCUCUGGAAAUGUAGAACAUUUCUUGAGAAGACUGAUAAAUGUUCUGAAUUGGAACUGAAGCUCCACACCAAUUCCAGUAUUUAAGUUAUUGAGGCAACUAAACUAAUCAGUUAUGAUUAUGUUUAAUGUAAAUACUAAGUCAAAAGGAAGGAUAAUUAUUUUCAUAUUCUUCUAUGCCAGGUUGUAAUGCAUGCACUCCCUAAUGCAUGUACAGAAUUUGGAGUUCAGUCCCUAUUGGAACUAUUAUUUUGUUGAUCGUCAAGUAGAUACUCGAAUAAUUAACAGUAACUUCCAACCUAAAAAGGCAUAAAAGAAUAUAGAUGUUGACACACAUCUGACAGUAUAGAUGAAAGAAUUACCUAUGGUUGUGUCAUAUACUUGAGAGUCUAAUAUGGCAGCUUUAGUAUAGCAGUGAGACUGGUAUAAGUUGUUUCUUUGUGUUUCUGUUUAACUGUAGCGAAAGAAGGGGUGACUGCAAAAAUCCUUCAUAAAGGAUACAAAACGCCAAUAGUUAUUCUUGUGCAUUACUAUACCAUACAGAUGGUUGGUUGACUGAUUUAUUUGUUUGGUUGUUUAGUUUGCUUAACAGUCCAGUUUUAGUGCCCAAGUUUUUUGUUUUUAUUGGUUUCACUCCUAUCACACAUUCUCUGUCUAAGCAACACAGAACAAAUAAAUCAUUCAACUGGUCAAUACACUGUUGCAUGAAUAGCAAAGACUAAAAAACUUUUUUUUGUUAUAAAAAUGUUCCUGUACACCUAUAAAAUGAUCUGUAUAACAAAGGUCUGUUAUUUCAUAUUAUUUGUGUAAAAGCAUAAUGCAGUAACUACAAAAUAUCCUGUUUAUAUGAUAUGAUUCACACUUAAUAAUCAAGUUGGAAUCAUUAUUCAAAACACAAACUGACAUUUACUGUUCAUGGCAAAUUAUGAAUAAUACAACACUGUCAAUAAAUCUUUUGUAAAUUAAAUAUUACUGUUUGAGUAAGCAUCAUAGAUAGAUAGUCAAGAUUCAGUAUUUAAAUUGGCAGACUUAAUGGAAUGGGGAACCAUAUAAGUACCAUGUACAGAAGAGAGACUGCAAAUUGUGAAAUGACUAUCAUACAUCAAAGAGCUGAAUCCUGAAAUUAUUUAAGUGUUAUGCAUUUUACAAAAAAGCACUUUAUAUAGAGUUACAGAUCUGGAUGAACUAUUUCCCUUAUUUUUCACAAACUUUUUAUGAAUGGCUUUAUUCUGCCUCACACAAACUGUUUCCUCUGUUUGCAUAUGUUUUAGAAAGGUUCAUUACAAUGCAGUUAACUUAUUUUACAAGGUUUUCAGCACACAGAAAAUGCAUUAUUGUUUUCAUAUUUCAAUUUUUUGGAAGCUACCUCCUGUCUAAAGUCUGUAACUCGAGGCUUUACCUUUUUUAGAGAUCAAGAUACACAUCUGUUUUGUAUCAACUGAACAUAGUUAUUUUUUUUCUUUUUUUUAACACAAAAAUUUAAAAGGCAAGCUGUGUAUCAAAGAUUCAACUAUUAUUCUGUGUAGUAAAUCUGUAAGGCCAUUGUUAGUUCACUACAUUUCAACGAAAAUGUAUGUAAAUUGUAGGAACCCAAGCUUUGUGAUAGUUUUGUUUACUUAAUAUUUGUACAAAAUUAUAAUGCUUUUAAUAGCUGAAUGUGCGUAACGUCUUCCCUUAAUAUCGUUAUGCCACAUGUAUGAAUGAUUACAUUUGUAUAUGAUGUGUGACUGUUGUAUGUCUGUUUGUGAGUAUCAUGAUUUUUGUAAGAAAUUUGUAACAUAGUUGCAGCGGAGCUUGUUAAAAUUUAAUUACUGUACAGUACAUGUCUGUUGGUGUGUAAUCUGCAUAUUUAUUACUUGUAUUUUAAUGAAAUUACUUCACUUUUAUAUUCCUAGGUUUUAGUAUAUCAUCCAUUCCUAACAUGUGUGCUGAAAAAAUCCGUAAGACCUGCAUUUCUCCACCGACUUUCAUCAUAAGAGCUUCAUUUGCAAUCCUUCAUUGCUAUUAACUAGUAAACUACUACUUCUUAAUGUAACAAAUCUACAGAAAUUAAGCACAUCUCAUUAGGAUAAUAUUACAAAAAGUUAUAUCCAUUUGAUGCAGAUGUGUGCAAAUAUUCUAAAACAAAAGGUCAAUAUGAGGUAAAAAAUAAAGUUUUUCUACAUGACCAUAGAGUAUUCAUUGAUGGAAUUCCAAUCACAUCAUCUGUGGCUGUAAAAAAUGUAAAGAGUUCCUAACAAGUUAUCAUAAAAGUGCCUUAUAAUAUUCUUGAUGUGAAAAUAAACAUCACUUUUCCAGCAUUUUCUACGCACAUUCAGGAAGUUUUUUAAUGUAUUGCUGUCAUUGUUAGUAAAAUGUAAAUGGUUGCUGCAUAUUUUGCUAUGUACAUACUAUAAAAAUAAUGUAAAUAAAUCUAUUUAAUAUCAAAAGUAAUGAUUGUAUGUUGUCUUUCUUUCACCAUGUAGUUUCCUUGUGACACUCAUUUGUGAAUAAAUGUACUGCUUUUUUGUUGCAGAAAUAGUGAGUAUAAUGCAUUAGUUGCUCCUGUCUUCAUCAGUUUGUGUGUGAAUGAGAGAGAAUGUGCAUGAGUGUGAGAGGGAGACAGAUGUGAUGAUGCACGCAACAUGUAUUAAGUCUCAGCAUAUCCUUUACCUGUACUCUGUCAUCUUUGUUUAUUUGACUGAAUAUCUUAUUGUUCUUCAAUAGAGUGCAUGCAUGUCCAGAUGUUUGUAUUGUUUCUGUAAAAAGCUAAAACUUCAUUAAUGUUCUCCAUAGGAUAUUGUGGAAGUAAAA
Molecule: messenger RNA, 7502 nt
Organism: Schistocerca piceifrons (Central American locust)
Lineage: Eukaryota; Metazoa; Arthropoda; Insecta; Orthoptera; Acrididae
Product: integrin alpha-PS2-like
Exons: 21
Coding region: 214-4665 (1483 amino acids)
Biological process (GO): cell-cell adhesion; cell-matrix adhesion; integrin-mediated signaling pathway
Cellular component (GO): integrin complex; external side of plasma membrane
Molecular function (GO): integrin binding
Source: RefSeq, a predicted model, not a curated record